Messenger RNA from Grus americana (Whooping crane), 3326 nucleotides. It is a transcript of the gene PLGRKT, whose product is annotated as plasminogen receptor with a C-terminal lysine. The record is from RefSeq and is a predicted model, not a curated record. Lineage: Eukaryota; Metazoa; Chordata; Aves; Gruiformes; Gruidae. The transcript is spliced from 5 exons. Bases 244 to 687 code for a protein of 147 amino acids. Gene Ontology annotation, cellular component: plasma membrane. Gene Ontology annotation, biological process: positive regulation of plasminogen activation.
GGCGGCGCAUGGGGCCGCCGCUGGCACCAGCCGCCAGCAUCAGCCACAGGGGCCCGGCCAGCAGGCGCGGCGGCCAGGACGGGCAGCCCGGCGCCGGACCUUUAAACCCCGCCCGGCUCCGCCGGCGCCGGCCAAUCGCUGGCCGCAGACAGCGCGGGCGGGGUGGCUGGUGAGCUGCCGCGGGGCCGGUCGCAACCGUUGCCCUCUGCCCGUGGUCGAUUGGUGCCUUUACCGGAGGGCACGAUGGGGUUCGUCUUUUCGAAGUCCAUGAACGACAGCCUGAAAGCUCAGCAGGAGUUUAUGCUCAUGAACUCACGGCUUCAGCUGGAAAGGCAACUACUGAUGCAGAACCAGAUGAGAGAGAGACAAACAGCCAUGCAGAUUGCUUGGACGCGGGAAUUUCUCAAAUAUUUUGGGACAUUUUUUGGACUUGCUGCUGUAGGUUUAACAGCUGGAGCAAUAAAAAAGAAGAACCCAGGAGUUUUACUGCCAAUAGUUCCCUUAAGCUUUAUAUUUGCAUAUCAAUAUGAUAUGGGCUAUGGGACACUGUUGCAAAGGAUGAAAGUUGAAGCAGAGAACAUAAUGGACACACAGAGCACUUUGCUAGAAUUGCCAAAAGGACAGCUCACUUAUGAAGACCUGGAGAAAAUCAGAAGAUCUCAGAGCAAGUUCUUCAUAGAAAAAUAGGAAGAUGGUAUUAAAGCUAAAUAUCUGAAAUGUGAUCAUAAUACUGGUGUUGGGCAGAAAUGAAUCAUUAAAAUUUUGAGAAAAUUAUGAGCUUUUAUAAAACCAAAAUAUAAUUCAUUUUUAAUCAGUACUUUCUAAAGCAAUGAUUUUCAUUCGUAUGUAUCUCUUGAACAUAUACAUUGUUGAUGUAGUAUAUUUUUAUUGUUUAGAGUGAAAUAUUGGAUUUCCACUGUCUAUUUAAAGUCUAAAAAAUAACUUUCACCUGUAGUAACAAUGUCUGGUACUGACCAAACUCACUAUAAUCGAGAACAACAAAAAGUUAAUUGGUAGUAACAAAUUUGUAUAAAUAUCAUCAUAAUUUUCAAAUAUAUUUAAGCACGCUAGCUCAAUCUGAAGUCAGGAAUAGACAGUCAACUUCUUUGAAAAAUAAGACACUUUUUAUUUGCUGUUCUUUAGGCAGUAAACUCACCAUCUCUGCUUCAAAUUCGGGAAUAAACAGCUUUUAUCAGAAGUAGGUUCAGAAGUAAACACGUCACUUGCUAACUGUGUGUUUUACUCUUAGGAAAAACUGUAUUAAAGUAUGAGCAGAGAUAAUUUCUCAAAAAGAGAAAACAAAUUAUGUAGCUAUUUCCUGAAUCUUUUUCAUGCUUGUUUGACAUUCUGAAACUCAGGAUAAUUUGUUUACAUAAAAUCAGAGUUUCACUACUAAGAUGAAUAUUAACUUGAGCUAACAGCAAGCAAAAUUAUUAAUGUAUGUUUUUGUAAUGGGUAGAUCCAAGGGGCCUUACAAGUACUGAAAAACUGAGGGAUUUUUUGCAUGCCUUUACUCUAGCAUGGUACAUACUGAGAAUAUAAUUUUAGUAUAUUUUAGUGUUCUGAUGUUACACUUGGAAAAAAAAAUGCAUCUUUCUGUAUUGGAAAUCUUGUUUAAAAUGAGAUUAUUUUGUGUUUUGGAGGGAAGCUCUUCUAGCAUUAGUCUAAUUCUGGAAUGAAAAACAAAUGCUCAAAAAGCAUCCAAUAAUGAAUUAAGCCUAAGUCCGUAUUGCCAAUUUGUUGAGUUAAAAAUUAAGUUCCAGCUGGAGAUAAUGCCCUAAAUCUGUUUUUGAAGACUACUUGACUAAAAUGAGAAUAUUAUUACAGUAAGACAGGUGAAUAUAUAAUAAAACAAAAGCUUUUCAUCAUAGAAGUUAAUAGCACAGUGUGCAUUGCUGUGUAAGAUUGAUUUCUGAAAGUGCAUUCACUUCUGCAUUCAGUCACUUCCAUAACUGGUUCUAUCAUCUGCAUGUUAACAAUACAUACAAUUUGUAACAUAUUUCAAAUGUGAUGCCUUUUAAUAUGCAGAGUGAUAAAAUGGGUUAUAAUAACUUGUUCGGUUAUAAUAGCUUGGUCUACACUUUGACUGCUUAGGAUCUAAGGCAAUGAUUUUAACAGUCUUAGAAGGCAUGCCUCAACUCAGCCUAUGGUGCUACCCAUGUUCUGUGAGCUCACAAAAUGCAGCCCAAGACCACCUCAUGUUUUCUACCUGUCCUACAACAUAAUCACUUACCAUUUGCUGCUAUAUUAUGUAGUACUCUUAGGACAUAUGUAUCACUGCUUACUUAUUUUGCUUUGAAUAACAGAUCAUCUACUACCUUUCCUCCAACUUCUGAAGUCCACCUUGCUUUAAUUUUGAAGAAGUUAUAAUAGCCUUUUAUGUUUUGAUCUCUGUCAUCUAUUGAUACUCUUUCUUCCAAGAAAGAAAAACAGUUAAAGCAGCUUGUUUUGGUAUUUGUGCAUCUCCACCUGUGCCUUUUAACCCAUCUUUUAAUCCUAUGAAAGACAUUUUUACAGGAGAGCAGUUUUAAUAGUCAAUACAGCAGUUUUACUGACAAAGCCUACAAAAUUAGGAAAUGCCCUAAUGCUGUCCACUCUGAAAUAGGAAUUAAUAUCUGUGUGUGUGUGAUGGAUUGAUGGCCAUGGUGGUGGAUCAAAAGGCAGUGUUAAAGGAAGCAAGCAGGCUUCCAGACCCAGAUAGCAGUUUUAGGAGAUGAUAGGAUAGCUAUUUAUUACUCCAUCCUAGCUAAAUUUGAUUUUUUUUUUCUCCCAGAGGUUAAAAUUAGAUCAAUAGCAUUAACUCAUUGCAAGACUCCACACUAAAAAGUGAUGGAAAUGGGGUGAGUUUAAUUCAGUGUUACACAGGCAGUAUCAGUGAAAGUUACCAAAUUUAUAAGGGAAAAGCAACAGGCUUUAAGCAGGACAGUCUAAUGCCAAACCCAGAAAUGGAUUUAAAUGGGCUACAUGGAAUGUGCCAAAGAUCAUCAUAGAAUUUAAGGGUUAGUCACCUUUACUGCCUUUAUUUUUUACUGAUAGCUUUGCUUUUUUUCUUGAUAAAUAUAUACUUUGUUUUGAAGAUGCUCAUUCUUUGUUACAGUGUAUUAAUCAAAAUGGUUGCAUGUGCCAAGCCCAGUCAUAUCUGUCACAUAGAUAUCUGGCUACAGAGUGGUUGAACUGUAUGAUUUGCUUUGGAGAACAAUGAAAGAAAGCAGGAAAGCUCAUCUCUGACAGAGUCUACUUCAGGAAAAUAGAUGUUUACAGCACAAGUUGCCCAUCAUCAUCAUACCAGUUGUACUUGUAGAAAUAAAUAAAACACCUAAAACAUC